Centropristis striata (black sea bass) is the source of this 5181-nucleotide messenger RNA. RefSeq names its product prolyl 4-hydroxylase subunit alpha-1-like. The record is from RefSeq and is a predicted model, not a curated record. The transcript is spliced from 15 exons. Gene Ontology annotation, cellular component: endoplasmic reticulum. Lineage: Eukaryota; Metazoa; Chordata; Actinopteri; Perciformes; Serranidae. Bases 345 to 1970 code for a protein of 541 amino acids. Gene Ontology annotation, molecular function: protein binding; procollagen-proline 4-dioxygenase activity; iron ion binding. Gene Ontology annotation, biological process: peptidyl-proline hydroxylation to 4-hydroxy-L-proline.
CUGCUGUUAUUCACUGCUUCGUCCAGCAGGUGGCGGUAAACCUUCCACCUGCUCCAUUUUAAGAGUAGAAGAAGAAGUUGUGUUUAUAUAUCUCUUGCUGGCUAGCUGGAGACUCUGGAGCAACACAAACAUAUAUAUUUUGUGUUUUUAUACUCGUUUAAUGAACCGAACAGGAUUUUUGUGUUUCGACAUGUGUUUUAAAGUCUAAAUACAGUAAAAACGUAGUCUGUCACGUCUUCGUUGUGCGCUGAAUGAAACAUUAACUCAGAAGAAGUCGGUUUAUUAUCUAGAAAUUUCUCCAGCUGCUUCCUCCGGAGGAUCUGUGACAACAGCGCAGAGACUGGAUGGCUCUCUGUUGGUUUCUGAUCCAUGUCCUCCUCUUCACCUCCUCCUCCUCCUCCUCCUCCGCGGCUAACACUGAGUUCUUCACCUCCAUCGGUCACAUGACCGACCUGCUGUUCACGGAGAAGGACCUGGUCACCUCCUUAAAGGAUUACAUCACAGCAGAAGAGAGGAGACUGAAGGAAAUCAAGAAAUGGGCGGACAAACUGGACGUCCUCUCUGCAGCGGCCACCCAGGACCCCGAGGGCUUCCUUGGGAACCCGGUGAACGCCUUCAAACUGAUGAAGAGACUCAACACAGAGUGGGCGGAGCUGGAGAGCCUGGUGCUGACUGACAUGUCGGACGUGUUCAUCUCUAACCUCACCAUCCAGAGGCAGCACUUCCCCAACGACGACGACCAGACCGGCGCCGCCAAAGCUCUGAUGCGGCUGCAGGACACGUACCAGCUGGACACACACACCAUCGCCACCGGAGCGCUGCCCGGCUCGUCCUCCGCCACCUCUCCCCACAGCUCUCUGACUGUGGACGACUGCUACGACCUCGGGAAGGUGGCGUACUCGGAGGCGGACUACUACCACACAGAGCUGUGGAUGGUUCAGGCCCUGAAGCAACUGGACGAGGGCGAGGCGUCCGGCACCGUGGACGCUGUCACCAUCCUGGACUACCUGAGCUACUCUGUCUACCAGCAGGGGGAGCUGGAGACCGCGCUGGCCUUCACCCGCAGGCUGCUGCAGCUCGACCCGAAUCACCAGCGAGCCAACGGGAACCUGAAGUACUUUGAGUAUCAGUUGGCCAAGCAGCAGAAGGUGGAGGAGAGCGAGGAGGACGCGCGGUUGAGGAGGGAGACGCGGGGUCGACCCGCCGACUACCUGCCAGAGAGGAAGAAGUAUGAACAGCUGUGUCGCGGCGAGGGCCUCGGGAUGUCUGCUCGCAGGCAGAGCCGCCUCUUCUGCCGUUACUACGACAACAACCGGCACCCGAAAUAUGUGAUCGGUCCGGUGAAGCAGGAGGACGAGUGGGACGGCCCCCGCAUCGUCCGAUACCACAACAUCGUGUCGGACGCAGAGCUCGAGAAGAUUAAAGAGCUCGCCAAACCUCGGCUGCGUCGGGCCACCAUCUCCAACCCCCUCACUGGUACCAUGGAGACGGCCCACUACCGCAUCAGUAAGAGUGCGUGGCUCGGAGCGUUUGAGCACCCAGUUGUGGACCGAAUCAACCAGAGGAUCGAGGACCUCACCGGCCUGGACGUGACCACAGCAGAAGAGCUGCAGGUGGCGAACUACGGAGUGGGAGGACAGUACGAGCCACACUUUGACUUUGGACGGAAAGAUGAACCAGAUGCUUUCGAACAGUUGGGGACAGGAAACAGAAUCGCUACCUGGCUGCUUUACAUGAGCGACGUACAGGCAGGGGGCGCCACAGUCUUCACUGACAUCGGAGCUGCUGUUUGGCCCAAAAAGGGGACGGCGGUGUUCUGGUACAAUCUGUUCCCCAGUGGAGAAGGAGACUAUCGGACCCGACACGCCGCCUGUCCCGUUCUGGUCGGCAACAAGUGGGUGUCCAAUAAAUGGAUCCAUGAACGAGGGCAGGAGUUCAGGAGGCGCUGUGGCCUCCACCAGACUGACUGACCUCCUUCUCUCUCCUCCUCCUCCUCCUCCUCCUCCUCCUCCUCCUCCUCCUCCUCCUCCUCCUCCUCCUCCUCCUUUCUCCAAACUGCUGAUUCUGUGGCUGCACAUGUGAUCUGAUUCACUUUUACCUGAACAGUGAGUGUGAGGGGUGAAUUUUCAAAGAAUGGAUUGAUUUGCAAUGAGGCUCAUUUGCAUAGAAAAGGGCCGAUUUUGCACCAAAUGUAUGCACAUUUACCUCAUUUAAAUAUGUGCAAAUAAAUCUGGAGCAACGAGACGCAAUAUGCUUGGCAGUGCAGCUAGGGGUGCAAUUCACUCUUUGAGAGUACUUUGACAAUUACACGUUUUUUUCCCUUGUUUGCACAUAUUUUGCAGCCGCAAAAGCCUCUCAACCCCUUUGUUAAUUCAGUGGUGUGUGUGUGUGUGUGUGUGUGUGUGUGUGUGUGUGUGUGUGUGUGUGUGUGUGUGUGUGUGUGUGUGUGUGUGUGUGUGUGUGUGUGUGUGUGUGUGUGUGUGUGUGUGUGUGUGUGUGUGUGUGUGUGUGUGUGUGUGUGUGUGGUCAAACAGCAGAUAUGACUCCGUCACUCACAUGUGUUACAUCACAAAAAGCUUUUUAUUUUUUAUGUUUAUUCACACUGUGAAUACCUUCAGUCUGAUAUAUUAACCCUCUGAACCCCAAGCAAUUUCAGAUCACGUUUUCCUUGUUUUUUACUUCAAAAUAUAUAAAAUAUAUAUAAACUCUGUAAGUCCUGCAGCAAUAUGGAAUCAGCACAAACAUGGCUGGAAGUGGGAACGACUCAAACAUGUCUGUUGUGCAGAAUAACACAGUUAUAAUGACGUAAAUCAUAAUUUAAGGAAAAAGUUUAAUUUUUAAAAUUGCAAAAGGAAAAUAUUUAAAAAUAAAUGCAUCAGUAAUGUGAAUAAAUUAAUUAAUGGAAAACUAAAUAAAUACAUUUACAAAUAGCUAGAAAAAAAAUCUAUAAAUAAUAUGAUAUAGGAAUAGUGUUAAAUAUUAAAUUAAUAAAAAAUAAAAUAAUAUAUGGAAAAAUUUAUUUUAAAUUUUAUAUAAAAAAAUUAAAUACAUUAAUAAAUGGAAAAUUAAAUUGGAGUAAAUAAAUAAAGGUUUUUUUGUUUUUUGCUCAUAAGUGAUGACAUGUAUGAUAAAAUUAUUUUGUUUUGUGGGAAAAUGUUAAUAAGCAGUUAUUAUUAUUUUUGUAUCCUUGGUAUAUUACACAUUAAACCAACAAAAUCAGACAGUCAAAUUAAUGUUGAAUUAAGUAGAAAAGUAAAAAUUUUUAGACACCCAAAAUAUUUAUUUAUUUUAUUUUAUUUAUUUAUGAAUAAAAAUACAGAAUAAAGAGAUUUUGAUGAAAUGAUCAGGAAAAAUAACCAAAUUGUAUCUAAAAAUAUAUUUCAAGCUCAGGUUUAAUUCUUUAUUUCUGACAGAAGAGUUGGUCACACACAAGGGCCAUCAGUAAUUUGAGAAUCCGGCGAUAAUUUUAUCAUUCUUUUUAAAGUUUGAUAGAUGUCAUUUUGAUGAUUUCUUUUUUUAAUCUAAUUUUAUGUUGGUGGGUUUGUGGGGUUCAGAGGAUUAAAGUUGUUUGAAGUUACUUUCCACAAAAACCACUCCGUCACACGUUGUUUUAUAAUAAUAUAAAGUACCACAGUGUAGAAAUACUCUUUCUCAAGUAAAAGUACACAUUUGAUACUGAUUGUGUCACUCCGUCCUCCCAUCAUGACCUCCUCCUCCCACUCUGAAUGCUGACACCCCUCUUCUCCACCAAUACAAUCUGUGUGUGUGUGUGUGUGUGUGUGUGUGUGUGUGUGUGUUUGUACUUCCUACAUAGUGAGGACCGGAAAACACAUUUUUAACCAACGGAGUGAGGACAUUUUUGCAACAUUGCGACAUUUCUGCCGGUCCUCACUUCUUUAGAAGCCUUUUUUGAGAUUUCAGACUUUGGUUUAAGGUCACAUGAUAAUGAUAAUAACUGAAACUUUAUUGUAUGGUUACAAAACUAACUAAAAUUAUAGUUUGUGUGUGUGUGUGUGUGUGUGUGUGUGUGUGUGUGUGUGUGUGUGUGUGUGUGCGUGUGUGUGUCUGAGGCUAUUUCAGCCUGGAGGUCGUUCACUGACAAACACUGGCUGAUGACAUUUAAAGGAGGCGUGCUCUGUGACUGUUGUCCUCUUGCUUCUCCUUGUCAUGUUGAGGGUCGUUUCCCCCUUUAAUCCUAAUUAUAACAGUCGUCACAUGAACGCAUCACGAGUGCAGAUAUUUUUAAAUCAUGUUUGUUGAUCUCUUUAAUAAAAGUUGCUCUGAUUUCUUCACAUGACAUCAAGAAAACUGCUAUAAAAUGGAAUAUUAAUAUUAUUUUUCACUUCCAAUGAGUUAAAUAUUUUAACCAAAAUCGGUUCGGAUCAAAUAUCAAUUUAUUUUUAGGAUUAAUAAAAACCCUUUACAUUUAUAUAUCUAUAUCUUGAGAGAUCCCUGAACUUUGGCUUUAAUGAAGAACAGGACAGUCGUCGGCCAAUAUGAUAUAUAUGAUAUAUAUCAUAUAUUGUUUAAAUUGCAACCUUUUCUUUAGUUUGUUUCCAUAAUGCCACUGUUUUGCUUUGAUUUUAUGAAUUAUUUUCUCAAUCCUAAAUGCUAAGGGGAAUUUUUCUAUUUUCUUUCUUUUUAACAGUAGGUUUUAAAAAAAAUAUAUAAUAGAAUAAGCACAAAUAUUUUGAAAGCGAUAUGACUUUCUGUUUACUAGGUUAUUACUAUGGUAAUAAGAACUUGUGUUUUCGUUCUUGGCAUACUUGAAAGAUCAGCAACAACAUUGAUUUGAUUGAUUUUUUUUUUUUGGCAAAAUCAGAUAAAAAAAAAGACUUGCACUUGUUACCUCUGCACUUGUUACCUCUGUGGAUCUAUAUCCAUUUUGGACAAUCUUGACAUUAAAUUAUCAUAUCGUCCCAUGCCUGGUUUACUUCCUGGUUGGCGUGAAGAGGAGGACAUCUGAGUACUGCAGCCUUUAAAAACAACAACAAGUAUUCUUUAAAUAUCCAGCUGUGGUUCAUCACUGACCUCAGAUCUGUUUCACUGCUUUAGGAAAUGUCACAACUAUUUUAUGCAAACAAAUGUUCUGUGACAGAAAUGUUGUUUUGUUGAAUGUUAUGGAGGAUGUAAACAGUGUUUCUAAUCAGAAUAAAGUUUAAAGUUCUGCUGUAAACACAA